AUGAUAAUCGCUGAUAUAAUGUUAAUUUUAAUUGAUAUAUUCAAUCUUGCUGAACAAUUAGGUGUUUAUUUUAUUGCUAAACAGAACGAUCUUGAUGCAAAUGAACAACAACGGUUCUUUUUUAUAUUCCUAAUCGGUAUUUGGGGUGAUGAUCAUGAUCGUUGUCAAAGAUUGGCAAUAAGUUGUUGUACAUUACCAGCAUGUAUAUUCUUAUAUGGUUUAUUAUUUGAAACACAAAUAUUAUUUUUAUUUCUUGUUUACCAAUCAUCAUUUCGUGAUACUUUCUAUGAGAUUUUAAUUAUUUUAAAUACAUUCUUUGGUUUAUCUGCAAUAGAUAAAGCUGCUAAAUAUUGUUGUGCUCUUGGUCAAGAAGAAAAUGAAGGCGAAAACACUGUCUAUUCAGUAUGGGAAACAUUUUUAUCAUUACUCAACGUCAUGGACGCCCCUAUUCUUUUAAUAACUGGAGUUGUAUACGCUAGUCAAUCACUGCAAAAUAAGGAACAAUUAAAAACAUAUGAUUUUGUUAUUUAUAUUAUUAUAUUGAUUUCAUAUGAAUCGGCUCUUCUUGGGUUCGCAGUAUCACUUUUAUGUACUCUAUGUUUGUGUGCUGGUACAUUUCUAAAACUUUUAACCGAUUGUUUUUCUGGUGGAUGA
Rotaria sp. Silwood1 is the source of this 654-nucleotide messenger RNA. The record is from the annotation of a GenBank genome assembly. NCBI's taxonomy places the organism in Eukaryota, Metazoa, Rotifera, Eurotatoria, Philodinida, Philodinidae.